UUAUGUUCUUUAUUUUCUCAGGGAUUGAAUCUGUGUUGUACGUGUAAUAGAAAGGAUCGAUGUUGACUCCGUUUCGCGGUCAUUGUGUCCGUUUGAAAAGCCCCAAGGAUCAUAAAUAGAGAAGAAAAGGGCAAAAAUAAAAAGAUAAAGAAGAGGGUUGCGGUGGCGAAUGGCGCGGAACAAGCGACGCAAGAAGCGGGUGCUUGUUAGUGGGGACACUGCUGGCGACAUCUCUGUGCCUUCCAGCGAGUCAGACUGCCGGUGUCCGCAAAUUCUGGACCCGCUUUCCAGUGAGCUUCUGCUUCACUUCUGCCCAGUCUGCAACAUUCAGCUCAACUCCUGCCAACAAUCCUGUUUCCACGUCGGAGGCAAGAAGCACCAAAAGCGACUCAAAUACUUUCAAAUCAUUGCUCAGUCACGUGUGGAAAUGACAGAUGGGAGCCAUCAGAGCGGACCGGAAGUGGGAGUGCGGAAACCGCAGCAGGUUGGGACGUGCGAGCCGCAGAGUCGGUCUCCGGUGCCGCGGGCCGCCAUUUGCAACCCGAGGCUGGAGGCCGCCAUGCCGGCCUGCUUCCCAGCCGGCUACUACAACUACCUGGCACACAAGGCCGCCCAGCUAGCCCCACUUGACUUCAGUUCAAACAGCUCUUCUUCCUCCGGAGUUGGUUGGUCACUUCAGUCAACUUCGACGACCAGCGAACACUGCAACCAUCAGGAAACCGAAGUUCAAACCCGCUCCUCCUUGAGUAGAAUCCGCCCCAAGGUGGAGUUCCACUGCGAAGUUUGCGACGUCACGCUCAAGUCCGAGUUCACCAAGGAAACGCAUCUCUCGGGCAGCAAACAUGCAAGAAAGGUUCAAGCAGCGGAAACGUCGAAGAAGUACACAGAGCCGGACGCAAACACAGAGCCCGGCAUACUCAUUGAACGAAUCAAAAGUUGCGACGGUGGUUCGUUCCACUGCGAAGUCUGUGAUAUUGACCUCAACUCCAUUCUUCAAGUCGAUAGUCAUGUCUCAGGUGCCAAACACAAGUUCCUCAAAGAAGGCAAAACUUGGAAAGAAAAGUCGAAACGUCGGAAGCCAGCCUAAUUUAGGAGGAGAAAUGCUCAGGGAUUUCUUUCACGACUGUCUCCACGACAGCCAUCGUUAAGAGAUCAGCAUUAAAAUAGUCACGGGAAAGUUCACGCAUCAAUCUCGGUAUACAUUCCGAAGCCAAGAAAUACAUUCGCUUUUUUUCCAAGCA
Notodromas monacha is the source of this 1241-nucleotide messenger RNA. The record is from the annotation of a GenBank genome assembly. Lineage: Eukaryota; Metazoa; Arthropoda; Ostracoda; Podocopida; Cyprididae.